Messenger RNA from Selaginella moellendorffii, 944 nucleotides. RefSeq lists its product as uncharacterized. Lineage: Eukaryota; Viridiplantae; Streptophyta; Lycopodiopsida; Selaginellales; Selaginellaceae. The transcript is spliced from 3 exons. Gene Ontology annotation, cellular component: plasma membrane. The record is from RefSeq and is a predicted model, not a curated record. Bases 30 to 722 code for a protein of 230 amino acids.
UUAGGGCUCUUCAGGGAAUUCUAGGGUUUAUGGGCGCUAUGACGAAGGAGGAGGGCAGAGGCGAGGCGAUCGGCUACCCGGUCGUGCACCAUCACUACUACGCGCCGCUGGAUGGUCGCCCUCCGGUUCUCGAGUCCAGUAAGACGAAGAGCUGCGCUUUCCAGUGCUUCACAGUCUUGUAUCCGAUAAUUCUCGUGUUGGGCUUCACGGCGUUUAUGCUGUGGCCGAGCGAUGUGAAGAUCGAGGUGCAGAAGACGGAGCUUGUGAGCAUGUCUUGGGACAGCCUCAAGAGGGCGAUCGUUGAGCAGCAGCAGCGGUCCAACGAUUUGGGGCUGGAUUUGGAUUUGAAGUUUCAAGUCCAAUUGCUUGUGAGGAAUCCCAAUUACUUUGGUGUGCGCUACGACAGGAUUGUGGUGGAGCUCGGGUACCGGGGCGAUAAGCUCGGCCGGGUGGUCUUGGAAGGCGGCGAGAUCCCAGCGCUGAAAGUUGUCACCGUGGACGGGGUGAUGGAUCUCAAAGGCAUGCGAGUGUUUGUGAAUGCUGGGAGUUUACUCUUGGAUAUCGCCAGGGGGAGAUUGCCUCUAGAGACGGACAUGAACUUUUCCGGGAAUUUGGAGUUUUUGCUCGUCCACCCUCACUUAGAGGCGAAACUUAGUUGCGAUAUCGUUGUCAACCCGGGAACCAACGAGAUCAUGGAAAAAUCCUGUCUACUUGCUGAAUGAUCGAACCACGAAUACGCACCGUCGACUUGCUAUGUACAAAGCGCGCAGAUAAUUAAGCUUUUAUUUCUCGUUUUCUAAGCGAAGGCGUUCGCCUCUUCGCCUCUUCGCCCGCUUAGCUCAUCCGUGUCAUCGCAUGCGAUUAAAUAGCUCCCUGGAAGAUCGAAUUCCAGCUCCUUGUGGUCCAGUUGCUUAGUAAUAAAUCCCCGGAUUCUAUAUUGCUCA